Molecule: messenger RNA, 675 nt
Organism: Mesocestoides corti
Lineage: Eukaryota; Metazoa; Platyhelminthes; Cestoda; Cyclophyllidea; Mesocestoididae
Source: the annotation of a GenBank genome assembly
AUGUCAGUGGUUCAAGAAAACCAAGUUUUUACUAUUAAAUGUGUCGUGGUGGGUGAUGAACGAGUCGGAAAAUCGUGCCUCAUUGCUCGCCUAUCAGGAAAGCCUGUCGACAAUGAAUAUCGCCAGACCAUGGUUGACAUGUCCACAGUACGGACUUUCCUGGGAAAAACGCUGACUCUAGUGGAUUUUUGGGACACUCCAGGGGCACAUAACUUUCAGAGCAUUCGACUCCUUGCCUACCAAGACACGCAUAUUUUUGCGAUCUGCUUUUCCGUGGUUGUGCCGGAGUCGUUUUCAAAUGUUCGGAAAAAGUGGAUCCCCGAGCUGAAAAUGUACGGUCCACCGAAUGCCCGUUUUGUCUUGAUUGGUCUUCAAAGUGAUCUGAGAGGCGACGAGGCCGUGAACCAAUCUCUUCACCAAAUGGGACUUGAAAGCCCCACUAUCGAUCAGGGUGCGGAGUUGGCUCAGACCAUCGGUGCGAUUGGCUACUUUGAAUGCUCCUCUGUAACCCAAACGGGGGUGGAGGCGGUCCUGCAGGGCAUCAAAACCUCCAUCGCAAAUCCCCUCCGAAUAGCUCGACACGCCUCUGUCUCCUUUUCCAGCCACGCCGAUGUGGAAGGGGUUGAGGAAUUACGGAAGUCGCUCAAAGCUUUGCAGCGAUCUUCUGGACCCUGA